This is a messenger RNA of Rubroshorea leprosula, 1816 nucleotides long. The record is from the annotation of a GenBank genome assembly. Lineage: Eukaryota; Viridiplantae; Streptophyta; Magnoliopsida; Malvales; Dipterocarpaceae.
CCCUUCAGCUUCUUGCGGACUGUCCUCUUUCUUCUCAUCUCUCCAUGUCUAUAUAAACUUCCAGAAACUCUCAAUUACCAACUCACUUGUUUUCGCUCUCAAGGAAUUGUAAGGUUAUGCUCCUUGCAGUUUAGUAAAUUCAGCCACUAACAUGCAUAUAACUUAUACCAAACCAAUUCCAAAUUUUCACUCAUGCAGUUUCUGAUCACAAAUGGAGUGCAAGCAAACUUUUAAAAUUUUCUGCAAGGCAGGACUUGAAUUUGCCCUCACAAUAAGAGAUGGCGAGGUCGUCCUUGCUCCAUCUAAUAUAUUAGAUAAGAAUCAGCAUUGGUACAAAAUUGAUAAGAUCCACAAAAAGGAUGAUGAGGAUUUCCCAGCGUUUGUUUUAGUAAACCAAGCCACGGGUCAAUCCUUGCGUAAUGCCUGUAGAUGCGGUGAAUCUGUACAAUUGAGUUCAAAGGACCCAAAUGUUCAGGAUACUUAUUUACUUUGGACUGAAGGGAGUGUUUUGGAAAAUGGCUUUAGGGCAAUACGGAGUGCUAAUAACGCCUGGUUGUAUCUGGAUGCUUUUGGCGGGGACCCUUUUAGUGAGGGUUUUGUGCAAGAUGGCACCAAUGUUGUAGUUUGCAAUAGGAAUAAAAGUGACACUCAAUGUUGGAAGAUUCUUCCAUAUUGUAAGUUUCUCAAAAUUGAAUUCUAACAAGAGAGAGUUUCUCAUUGUUGAAACUUCAUAAAUUUAUUUCUUUUCUCAUCUCAUAAUUUUAAUUCUUACUAUUUUCCACACAAAUUUACAGCAGCACCAUUUAAAAUCUACUGUAAAUGCUCACCCAAUUUUUAUCUUACAAUAAGAGAUGGCAAAGCUAUACUAGCUCCAGCUAACCCCUUUGAUAAAUUCCAGCGCUGGUACAAGGAUAGGAAGUACAGCAAUAGAGUAAAAGAUGAGGAUGGUUUAGCAUCUUUUGCAUUGGCUAAUAAGGCUACUGGCCUAGCCAUUAAGCAUUCUGCUGCUGCUUAUCAACAUGUACAAUUGGUUUCCUACAACCCAACAGUUCUUGAUGAGUCUGUGUUAUGGACUCAGAAGAAGCUUUUGGAUGGUGAUUAUAAAACCAUAAGGAUGAUAAACAACCUGCGUCUAGUUUGGCAUGCUGCUGAUGAUGACGUCCAUGAUGGAACCAAUCUUAUAAACCACCCAUGGAAUGAAGAAGACAACCAACAAUGGAUUAUUGAACCAUACUGAAAUGUAGUGAGAUGGUGCAAGAUCCAAAAGGCGAAUUCUGUUGUGCUUACCAAAAUAGAGGACUUUACCAGUACAAGUUCUUGUGUAUUGUGCUCUGUUUUAACUUAUGAGUGCUAUUCAAACUUGUGGACAUGAUGAGUUUUCUUCUUUUUUUAAAAAAAAUUUUCUGAUUGUGGUUUCAGCAUUAACUGGCUAUUACUCAAAACACGAAGGCCCAUUUGAAAUAUUUAGGCUUUGCUUUUCUGAACGACGUUGUCUGACGAUAGUUGAGGUCAUUCUUCUAAAUUAUGUUAAGCCACUUAAACAACGUCGUACGUCAUCCUAGCUACCCGGCACCGUCCAUCCUCCGUCGUCCGUUGUAUACACUCUUAAGCAGUGCAGAGCAAGACUAUUUCCAGCUCGUCUCUGUCGUCUUAAUUAGGUUCUAAUUCUUCUUCAUUUUUCCUUUCAAUUUGUUUCUCUGCUUUUCUCCUCCUAUUUGUUUGAUUUCAUAGGCUUUUCUACUUUGAGACUCCGUUAAUUAGUCUCUCAAAUUGAUACAACUUUUCAUAAAAAGACGAAUAAAUAGAAUAAUUAUUA